AUGGCCUGUGCGAUUCAGAUGAUGGAGAGCCUUCUCUUCCCUCUGAAAAGCGCCAUUGCUACCUGGCAGCGCUCCAGUCCUUGCUGGGUGAUCGAUGCCAUCCUCGGCAUCGUGUGUGGGGUGCUGCUGUACCUUGUGUUAGUCCAAGCGUUCAGUGGAGCUGAGGAGGAGCAGCAGGAGCAGGAGAAGGAGCAGGAAGAAGAAUGGAGCUUUGAAAGCCACCUGGAGAGGCCCCCUGAACAGGGCAGCUUUCGUCAGCGCUCCCGUCAAGACCCCUCUGGUGAGGUCUGCAAAGCAGCGCCUGCUGGAGCCAAUAGUCCCUGUGGGGAGCUUGUGGAAGAUGCUGCUCCCACCAUGUCCCCCUCGGCUUCUCUGGCUCCUGUGACUGAGUGCCCGUUACCUCUGGCCUCCACCUUGUCACCAGGCCCUACCAACUCCUCAGUUUCCCUUUAUUCCCACUCAUCCCUGAGUGCCUCUCGGCCACCAGAGCCUUUCCUUCCCCUGGAUGACCUAUCAUCCCAACCACUUGUACUUUCCUGUUCCCCUUCACUUCCCCCUGACUCAGGGGCCCACUCUCCACCUCCCACAGCCUCCUCUGUCCCCCCACCACCAGCCUCCACUCUGACUCUUCCCCAGUUUGAUUCAGUGGCACUGACACUGGGCCCCACCCCGCAGAGCUCAUGUCCACACACACCUUGGAUGGCUUCUCCCACCCCAGCCAUCUCAGGCCCUGGCCUCUCAAACUGUCCCAUUUCAGCCCUGUCCUGGUGGCAGGUGGCUUCCAAAGCCUCAUGCCUCUCAGCCUCAUCACAGUGGGAGUCCCAGCAAGAGCGCCUGUCUCACCACCCACCAGAGGCCUCGUUCCAGGAAGACCCCACAGACAGACAGGCAGAGGCUGGGGGCCUCUCUUUGCUCAGCUCUGAUGAGCAGAACCUCCUGGAGAAACACAUCGCAAAGAGAAUCAACAUAACGAUUUUGAAAGAAAAUGAAAAAUAUGCAUUAUAUCCAAAACAAAUGAACCCAAACUACCACCCGCACUCUUUGGGGAAUACGUGGAAAUCACUGGGUGCUGAGCAGGACACCACAACCCCCCAACCCUUCUGGAGCAUGAAGGACAAACAAGAACAACUGCAUAGUCCUCUGCAGCUCUACAGCCAGCUUUUUUGGGGUCUCCCCUCCCUGCACUGCGAAUCCCUGGAGGCUACUGCCUGGACAUCGAAGGGCUCUUCCACAUUACAGCCUCCACCUUUCUUAUUCAAUGGCAUCUCGAGUGCCUGCCCAGUUCCACUGCAGGCUACAGUGCCUCCACUGCCUUCCCAUUCCCAGCACAUGUCUCACUUGGAGUUCCAAUCUCCACCCUUGCUUCCAACCAUGCUUCAAUUACAGCCACCACCUCUGGCUCAGGUCCAGGCCCGGGGCCAUCUCCCAUCCUCUCUACCAACCCUACCACCUUCUCCACCUCAGAUGAGGGGCUGUGGAGUACCAUGCCCAACGGCCCAGAAUAAGCCACAAUCUUUAAUCCCAGUUGAGAUUCAACAUCCAGAAAGGCCCUUGUUGCAGAAGCAAGUAGAAAGUGGGUGGGAUUUAUCCUCUGCAGUCAACAGAUCUCAGGAAGUCUUCAGUGUCUUCACAGCCAACCUUCCCAAGAACAGCAUCCUUCCUGAGAAUUUUCCAAUCAGUCCUGAGCCCCGGAAGCAGCUGGAGCCACAUCUCCAAAACUCACAUAUGAAACACAACUGGGAGCUGUUCCCCAAGAUCAGAGAACCUCCAGAACUAGGGCAACAUCAGAGCGAAUUACCAGGGACAUGUCAGGCAAAGGACAAGCAUGAGCCCUCACAGCCCACUUCACUCACAGGUGAAAGCAGCAACGACGCACAGAACGUGGGGCUCCAGCUAAGCCCCGAUACAGGGAAGGUCCCAAAAGAUCUCUCCAGGGGCUCAGAAUGCUCCCUAGUGACGUUUCAGAGGGGAGACUCUGAGGAGUCAGAAAGUGACGAAAUGCUUUGGAGAAGGGACUUCGGAAGUGAUUUACUGAGGAACUUAGACAAAAAUCUAGAAAACACGCUAAAAGGCCACUUGGGCAGCAAGUUGGGACAGAUGAGCAAGGACCUGAUGAGUGUGCAUGGACCCUGGCUUCCUGUCAGCCACUCUUAUGCCAAGGCUGACACUCACAUGGAAACCAAAAAUCUGGGAAUCUUAAAUGGCUGGGAACCCUGCAUGAAUGCCUCCCAUGGGGCCUUCUUUCUUAAUACAGACAUUCAAAAGGUGCUAGAAGCACAUAUUACAAAGUUCUGGGUGAAGCACCGGUGGGGCCUGCCCCUCAAGGUCCUCAAGCCCAUGAGUCUCAUUAAGUGGAAAAGGGCUCAGGCCUCACCCAUUCUGCAGUUCCCCCUCCCCCCUUCAUCCAGCUGUGUAUCUGGGGCCUACUCGAUAGUCAAAAAGACCCCCUCUGCCAUGGCUGUGGGCACAGUAGACUCUGUUGGGAGGAAAUACCUUCAGCUGGGGCCAGAGAAGAAACAGGGCCCUCCAGAAAGUUUCUUCAGACAAAGAAUGAGGCUCUAUUUUCAGGGGAUUUUCUCCAAUAAAAAACUCAAAGGGAAGGAGUUCUGGCUGGAUGGGAUGGAGCAUGACUGUGUGGUACCUACUAGUAUCUGA
Messenger RNA from Myotis myotis, 2655 nucleotides. RefSeq names its product spermatogenesis-associated protein 31A6-like. NCBI's taxonomy places the organism in Eukaryota, Metazoa, Chordata, Mammalia, Chiroptera, Vespertilionidae. Bases 1 to 2655 code for a protein of 884 amino acids. The transcript has 6 exons. The record is from RefSeq and is a predicted model, not a curated record.